Molecule: messenger RNA, 1671 nt
Organism: Panicum virgatum (switchgrass)
Lineage: Eukaryota; Viridiplantae; Streptophyta; Magnoliopsida; Poales; Poaceae
Exons: 5
Coding region: 1-1671 (556 amino acids)
Molecular function (GO): nucleic acid binding
Source: RefSeq, a predicted model, not a curated record
AUGGCCGGGACUCCACCUUCCUCCCCUACCGCCUCCGCCAAAGCUUGUGCCGCCCAGGCUGAGGCUGACGCCAAAGCCAAGGCUGCCCGUCAGCGAACGCCGAGCGUGAGCGCGCCGCUGCGCCCCCCCUCUGACGACGAAGACGACGCCAAGGAGGACGACAACGCCGGCGGCGGCCCCUCUGAUCUGCACCAGGCCUUGCUGCUGCACGAGGCCGCCGCCAUCAUCAACCUCCAUGCACAGGCCGUGGCGGUGCAGAACAUCCUUAGUCUGAUCUCCGUCGUCCUCGACGUCUCCUCCGGCAACUACACUCGUUGGCGCGACCAGUUCCUCCGCACUGUUGGGAAAUUCUCCCUCCAGGGACACGUCCUCCUCGAAGAACUAGUUGCCACCUAUCUGGAUUGGGCGUGCAUGGAUUGCAUCGUCAAAUCCUGGAUCCUCGGCACGAUCUCCAACGACCUCGUCGACACCAUCUCCUCGCGGGGUUCCACUGCUCGUGCCGCCUGGGUUGCCGUGGAAUCUCAAUUCCUCAGCAAUCGCGAGACCCGGGCGCUCUACCUCGACGUCCAGUUUCGCGGCUUCACCCAGGGUUACCUCUCCAUCACUAACUACUGCAGGUGCCUCAAGCAGAUGGCGGACGACCUCGGCGAUCUCGGCGAAACGGUCAUCGACCGCACGAUCGUCCUCAACCACAUCCGUGGCCUCAACGAGUGGUACGGCAACAUCGGCCUCCAUCUUCGCCACAGGCACCCGUUCCCCUCGUUCCUCGAGGUCAAGGACGCCCUGCUUCUGGAGGAGCUCACCCUGAAGCACCAGUCCUCCACGCCCGCUGCCUUCGUCGUGUCUCACGCUACCGCCCCCGUCCAGGCGACGACGGGGGGCGGCAGCGCCGGCAGCGGCAGUGGGGGCUCCGGGGGCACCUCAUCCAAGGCGUCCAAGAACCGCCGCAGCAAGUGCGGCGGCAAGAAGGACGGCACCGGCGGUCAGGCCGGCCAAGCCGGCCAGGCUUCCUCCGGCUCCAAAGGCGGCCAGCCGUGGCCCUCUUUCUGGAACCCCUGGACCGGGUCCAUCCAGAUGUGGCCCGGCUCCAGGCCUCCCCUCGCGCCGCUCCCUCAGCCGCGCCCGCCCCAGCAGCACCUACAGCAGCAGCAGCAGGCGCUACUGGCCUACCAGCAGGCGUUGCUCACCUCUCCGCCACAGCAGCAGCCUGCUGUCUCGUCGUCUGCUGCCUCCACCAUCACAGCUGGGCAGUGGGCGCCUCCGCCGGGUUUCUACAACCCCCUCUCUGGUCUCCCUUCAUGGGACCAGCAAUCGCUCGCGUCCGCCUUCAGCAUCGGCACACUGAACCAGCCACAGAACAACAACUGGUAUUUCAACACAGGAUCUCAUGAGCAGGAAGCUGAUCAUCAGUUUAACGCCACCGUCAAGGCCAUCCAGUGCGACAACGGCAAAGAGUUCGAUAACUCUAGCGCCCGCAUCUUCUUCCUGACCCAUGGUGUUCACCUGCGCAUGUCCUGCCCCUACACCUCCGCCCGAAACGGCGUCCGGUUCCCCAUCCUUUUGGGUCGAGGCACUCCAUACGGCGACCCACCUUCUGAACAUCUUCCCCACCAAGACACUCAAUAUGUCUACGCCACACGCAGCCUUGUUCGGCUCUCCCCCGACGUAUGA